UGCCUGUUUUGCUGUCGCUCUGCAGGCUUCGCUGGCGAACGGCCUGGCUUUGCGGGGAAUCCCUGCCCGACGUCACGCUCGUCCACAAGCAAACACCCUCCCGGCCUGGUUGCCUCCCCGGGGUUUACGAGGAAGGAGCCGGCCGGCAACUAUCUCAAUGUGGCAGGUAAUGUUAUUUCUCGCAAGUUCAGUGCGUGAGGUAGGUCAGGUAGGUAGGAAGUUAUAUCCGCACAUACACCACCACGCCCGCCCUCGAACUGCCAACAACGCGCACUUCCGCGUCUAGAGCGCGGAGCGAAGCAGGCUUAGCCAAAGAUGCCGUUCCAACACCGCCGCGCUGGGGCCACGGCCCCGGCCCCGCGACGAGCUCUGGCCGCUACCGUGUCUGCCGUGUCGCUCUUCAUGCUCGCGCUCUUCGCCCUGGCCCAGCUUGGAGGUUCGCAGUCGAAAGGAGGGCGAUUCGCGGCCAGGUUCGCGACCCCAGACCAUGCGGACAACCCGCUACUUUCGAAACCCCGAGCCGCUGCCGCCGGCGACAAGUAUCUCAUUGGCGUCGGCAAGGCUGACAUCACGGGGCCCGUGGUUGAGAUCAACUUUGGCGGCUAUGCCAAUAUGGCCCAGGUCGGGACCGGCCUGCGUCAGCGCAUCUACGCCCGCUCCUUCAUCAUCGGCGAGGUCGAGAACCCGCAGAACCGCUUCGUGUAUGUCGUCAUCGAUGCCGUCUUCGGCGACACUGCCAUUCGCAACGGCGUCCUCGAGGGCCUGGCCGCUCUCGGGCCCGGCUACUCCAUGUACGGCCAGUCGAAUGUCGCCUUGACCGGCACGCACUCGCACAGCGGGCCGGGCGGCUGGUUCAACUAUCUGUUGCCGCAGAUCACCAGCCUCGGCUUUGACCGCCAAGGUUACCAGGCCAUCGUGGACGGCACCGUGCUGUCGAUCAAGAGGGCCCAUGAAUCGCUUCAAGAGGGUUAUCUUGAUUUUGGAACGAUCCGCAUCGACGACGCCAACAUCAACCGGAGCCCGUACUCGUAUCUGGCGAACCCCGAGUCAGAGAGGGCGCAGUACACCGACGACGUCGACAAGAACUUGACCCUUUUGCGGUUCCAGAGGGCGUCCGACGGCAAGAACAUCGGUGUCUUGACCUGGUUUGCGGUCCACGGAACCUCGAUGCUUGGCAACAACACGCACGUCACCGGCGACAACAAGGGCGUGGCCGCCUAUCUGUUCGAGCAGUCCGUCAAGGGGGACAGCCGAGCCGCCGACGGCUUCGUUGCCGGCUUCUCCCAGGCCAACGUCGGCGACACCACCCCGAACGUCCUCGGUGCCUGGUGCGACGAUGGCUCGGGCCAGAUGUGCGACUUCAAGACCAGCACGUGUUCCGAUGGCAAAUCGCAGGCGUGCCACGGCAGAGGCCCGCUGUUUCAGAAGCUCGACCUCGGCGUGUCCAGCUGCUUCGAGAUCGGCCGGAGGCAGUUUUCCGGCGCCAAGGAGCUCUACGACUCGCUCGAUUCCCAGUCAACAGCUGUUGUGGGCCCAACUGUCAGAUCCUUCCACUAUUUCCAUGAUAUGCAGUACUACACCUUCCCCUUGGACAACGGGACCGUGGUGCAGACUUGCCCCGCCGCGUUGGGUUAUUCGUUCGCCGCCGGAACCACCGACUGGCCUGGUGCUUUCGACUUCAUACAGAAUGAUUCAGGAGCUCCGAACAACCCGCUCUGGCAGGUCGUGUCGGACCUGCUCAAGACCCCCACCGCCAAGCAGCAGCAAUGCCAAGGACAGAAGCCCGUCCUGCUCGACGUCGGCGAGAUGGACACGCCCUACGCCUGGUCGCCCAACAUCGUCGAUGUUCAAUCCUUCCGCGUCGGCCAGUUCAUCAUCAUUGUUUCACCGUCCGAAGCGACCACGAUGGCCGGCCGGCGUUGGCGCAACGCCGUCAAAGCCGCCGCGUCCGCGUCCUCCCUGACCGGCAACCACGAGCCUUACGUCGUCCUCGGCGGCCCGGCGAACACGUACGCACAUUAUGUCACCACGCCCGAGGAGUACAACAUCCAGCGGUACGAAGGCGCUAGCACCCUCUUCGGCCCCUGGGAGUUGCCCGCCUACAUCAACCUGACCUUGCAGGCCCUGCCCUACCUCUCCCCGACCGCGUCCGGCAGCCCGCCGCCCGGGCCCACGCCUCCGGACAACCGCAACAACAGCCUCAGCUUCAUCACGGGCGUCGUGCAGGACAACGCGCCCCUCGGCCAGAGCUUCGGAGCCGUCACCGCCCAGCCCGCCGGCUCGUACGCCCGCGGCGCCGUCGUCAACGCCACCUUCGUCGGCGCCAACCCGCGUAACAACCUCCGGCUGGAGGGCACGUUCGCCGCGGUCGAGAAGCUGGGCGCCGACGGCAAGACGUGGACGCAGGUGCUCGACGACGCCGACUGGCGGCUGGUCUACACGUGGACCCGCACCAACUUCGUCCUGGGCUACAGCGAGGUCACUAUCAGCUGGGAGACGGACCCGGCGCAGGACGCCGCCGGCACGUACCGCAUCAAGUACUACGGCGAUUCGAAGCCGCUGAUUGGGAGUAUCACCGCGUUUACGGGGACGAGCAACUCGUUUACGCUCGUUUGAGGGCGACGGAUGGAUGGAUGGAUAGGAUGGUACGGGGACGAUGACGGUAACGGGAAUCAUUUAAUGCGUGACGUACAGGUGUUUCUACUCUAUGGCUACCUUGCGGUAAAUAGCUUCCGUUUUAAACUAAUGCACAUAAAGUUCUAUGACACAAAUCGACAUGGACUGCUCUCCCAAUGACGGACAGACACGGACUUUCUUGCCCUCCAUCAAUCGUUCCU
Thermothielavioides terrestris NRRL 8126 is the source of this 2837-nucleotide messenger RNA. RefSeq lists its product as uncharacterized. Bases 316 to 2616 code for a protein of 766 amino acids. Lineage: Eukaryota; Fungi; Ascomycota; Sordariomycetes; Sordariales; Chaetomiaceae. Gene Ontology annotation, molecular function: N-acylsphingosine amidohydrolase activity. The record is from RefSeq and is a predicted model, not a curated record. The transcript has 3 exons. Gene Ontology annotation, biological process: ceramide catabolic process; sphingosine biosynthetic process; long-chain fatty acid biosynthetic process. Gene Ontology annotation, cellular component: extracellular region.